This is a messenger RNA of Camelina sativa (false flax), 1470 nucleotides long. NCBI's taxonomy places the organism in Eukaryota, Viridiplantae, Streptophyta, Magnoliopsida, Brassicales, Brassicaceae. The record is from RefSeq and is a predicted model, not a curated record.
AUGGAUUUCUUAGAGCUAGAAGCAAUCGAAGGAUUGAGAUGGUCAUGGAACUCAUGGCCAACUACAAAAUCCGAUUGCGAAUCUCUCGUUGUUCCACUAAGUAUCAUGUACACUCCAUUGAUGCACUUCUCUGAGCUUCCCACGAUUCCUUAUGAUCCAUUGAUCUGUUCUCGAUGUGGAGCUGUGUUAAACCCUUACGCUCGCGUUGAUUACCAAUCUCGAAUCUGGUCUUGUCCCUUUUGCUUUCACAAAAACCAUUUCCCUCGUUCUUACUCUGGCAUCACUGAAACCAAUCUCCCGGCGGAGCUUUUCCCGACUUACAGCGCCGUCGAGUACGCUCCGCCGCAGCGGAAAUCGGGUUCGGCUACCACGACUCCCACGGCUGCUGCGAGUUGGGGUAAUGGGUUUAAUCAAGGGCUUAGAUCAAUGUCUUCGACUUCGUCUUUCUCGUCUCUUGCUUCUACUGUUGGAGGUGGUGGUGGUGUGAUUGGUGAGCUUGGGCCUGCGUUUGUGUUUUUGGUUGAUGCAUCUAUGGUUGAGGAUGAGUUGAGGGCUGUGAGAAGUGAGCUUUUGUUAGUCAUUGAACAGUUGCCUGAGAAUUGUUUGGUGGCUUUGAUUACUUUUGAUUCUAUGGUUAGGGUUUAUGAUUUGGGUUUCUCUCAAUGCUCUAAAGUUGUUGUUUUUCAUGGCGAACGUGAUCUUUCUCCAGACCAGAUACAACAAUUUCUAGGACUUGGAUAUCCAAAGCAGCUUCAUCAUGGAAAGAUGUCAGCGAUUCGGAAGCAGAGUUUCUUGCUUCCAUUGGCGGAAUGUGAGUUUAACCUAACAUCUGCUUUUGAAGAAAUCGUUCCUUUGGUUAAUGUCAAACCAGGUCAUCGACCUCAUAGGGCAACUGGUGCUGCGAUCUCAACAGCAUUGGGACUGCUUGAGGGAUGUUCUGUAACCACGGGUUCUCGGAUUAUGGUUUUCACAUCAGGGCCUGCGACAAGAGGCCCUGGGAUCAUAGUGGACUCGGAUCUAGGCCAUUCAAUCAGAACCCACAGAGAUAUUAUCACUGGUAGAGUGUCUUAUUACGACAGAUCUUGCGGGUUUUACAAGAAAUUAGCAAAGAGGCUCUUGAGCAGCGAACAGAAUCGAAAACCGCAGCCUGGUUCCGCGUUCUUCAUUCAGUUCAUUACUCGGUAUCGGUAUGGAAAUGGAGGAAUGAGGAAACGGGUUACAACGGUUGCUAGAAGAUGGGUUGUUGGAAAAUCUCCAGAAGUCUCGUCAGGAUUUGAUCAAGAAACAGCUGCUUCAGUUAUGGCGCGGCUUGCAAUUAACAGAGCAGAGGAGUGUUACGCCAGAGACGUUAUUAGGUGGUUAGAUGACGGUUUAAUCCGCUUUGCUUCACGUUCAUGUACUACCUACGAAGAUCACAGUUUCUUGACGUCUUCAACAAUUCCCCUGAUGAAACCGGAUUUUUCCGGUUAA